AUGACAGACUCAGACUCUGGCGACAAUAAUAAACCAUCCAGCCAGCCUUUCAAUGAAACUCCAUCUUCAACACGGCCUUCCUCUCGGGAGUCGUUGAAAUGCGACACGACCGCUUGCCACGAACCUGCACCACCGGAUAAUGUCGCCCGUCGCCCGUCACAAUUGAAUCCGUAUAUGGCCCCAAGCCAUGGACCAUCUCUAUCGGCUCACCCACCAUCCGCGUUGAACAUGGAGAGUAUGGGGGCUGCAUUGCCUGGUUACCAGUCGAAUGUUAUUCCAUUCGAUCAGUACCAACAUAUGCAGCCUCAAUUCGCUGUGCAGUACCCCGGGGUACAUUAUCAGAUGCACCCCGCCCCGUCUUUUCGAGGUGGCGAACGGACAACGGAUGGAAGACCCCCGGCGUAUUCGAUGACUUACCCCGUGGUCUAUCCGCACUAUUAUCCACAACCGCACCAACAACCGUCCUAUCCCAGCUUUCCCACAUACAUGCACUCUCCUCCACCACACCCUUGCGUCAAUGGACCCAUGUUCAGCCAGACACCUGGGUACGGUUCGAGCUAUUACCCGUCACCGUACCCGAUGGUGUUAGGGCACGGUCCAGGACCACCUCCGCGGCCGCAGAUGCCUCCGCGACCUGGCUCCCAGCAUUCAAACCCCCGCAGGCCGGUAUCGUCCGGGCCAGGACCUACCUUGCACAUUGAACGCCCUCGAAGGCCCAUUCCCAAGCGUGCUGCUGUCUCUGAUUAUCCAAAGACCAUUGUUGAUGGAUCGAAUUCGGCCAAAUCCACAAGGUCAAAUUCUCGCGUGUGUGAAAUAAUCUCACCUUCGACAUCCACAGCCAUUCGGGCUGCCACGCCCGGAGGACCACGGAGGAUGCCAAAACAAUCGGGUCCCGCCUUAUGGGUUGGCAAUUUGCCUCACGGGAUCAGCAUUGUGGACGUCAAAGAGUAUUUCUCUCAGGGCGCCGCGGACCAAAUCGAGAGCGUUUUCCUCAUUUCAAGAAGCCACUGCGCAUUCCUCAACUAUAAAACAGAGGCUGCCUGUUCUGCGGCACAGGAGAAAUUCCACGACUCUCGAUUUCAAGGUUGCCGCUUGGUUUGCCGACUACGACCCAAUGCACGUCCAGGAGAGUACAGGCAAAAUUCGGGCGAUAUUGCAAGCAUCGCCGCUGCGAAGAACGAGGAAAACGACAAGGCGGCUAUUGCGAGUAUGGAUUUUCCGAUACCGUCCCCCGAUGAGAAGGUGCCCAAUCGGUAUUUCAUUGUUAAGAGUAUGACGGUGGAGGAUUUGGAGAACAGCCGGCAGAGCGGUAUUUGGGCGACACAGGCCCAUAACGAGGUCAAUUUGAAUCUAGCGUAUGAGACUGCGGAUAAUGUAUACCUCAUUUUCUCAGCGAACAAGUCCGGGGAAUACUAUGGAUACGCGCGGAUGGUGUCGCCAAUCCAAGAGGAUGAAAAGCUGGCCCUGGAAAUGCCUCAGCGGCCCAAUCAUAUCGCUACGGAAGCGGAAGAGCCCAGCGUGACUCUGACGCAAGCCUCGUCCACCGCCCGCAGUGGUCGGAUAAUCGAUGACCCUGUUCGGGGCACCAUCUUCUGGGAGGCGGACACUUCAUCUGAAGAUGAUGGAGAAAAAGAAGGAGACGGAGAAAAAGAGGACGCUGACGCAGCUUUGGCAGGGGUAACAGGAGCAGCUCUCAAUGAACUUGCAGAGGUGGAUGCGGAUACAGAUGCCAAAGGCAACAAGAAUGUCGACGGGCCCGCGGCUGUUGCGGAAGAUGCAGCAAUGGCAGAAACUACUACAACUGCCGCUACUACUACAGCAGCAACAACAGCAGGAAGCCAGACCAUUGGACGACCAUUCCGGAUCCAAUGGCUGUCCACUGUGAAAGUACCAUUCUAUCGCACGCGGGGACUACGCAAUCCGUGGAAUGCCAACCGGGGGGUAAAAAUCGCCCGGGAUGGCACAGAGAUUGAGCCCAGGGUCGGGGCACAGCUGGUGGAACUUUUUCACCUUCCGUCGUCGGGAGCGACUACGUCUUCGUACCGGCUUCCGAAUUGA
Messenger RNA from Aspergillus chevalieri, 2058 nucleotides. RefSeq names its product putative YT521-B-like splicing factor. Gene Ontology annotation, cellular component: nucleoplasm. Gene Ontology annotation, molecular function: mRNA binding; N6-methyladenosine-containing RNA reader activity. The coding region runs from base 1 to 2058 and encodes 685 amino acids. The transcript has 4 exons. Gene Ontology annotation, biological process: mRNA splicing, via spliceosome; regulation of alternative mRNA splicing, via spliceosome. Lineage: Eukaryota; Fungi; Ascomycota; Eurotiomycetes; Eurotiales; Aspergillaceae. The record is from RefSeq and is a predicted model, not a curated record.